Messenger RNA from Saccoglossus kowalevskii, 711 nucleotides. RefSeq names its product androgen-induced gene 1 protein-like. Gene Ontology annotation, cellular component: membrane; endomembrane system. NCBI's taxonomy places the organism in Eukaryota, Metazoa, Hemichordata, Enteropneusta, Harrimaniidae. The record is from RefSeq and is a predicted model, not a curated record.
AUGACGCUGAUUUUCGUGCACAUCGCAAUGCAUAGUGUAUUUCUUUCCGUGUAUCUGUACACGGAGUUUUAUGAUCAGACCUUUAUUAUGCCUAAUAUACCAUAUACUUUUGGAGGAAAUACAAAAUAUCUCACACAUUGGAAUCUGGUUUUCCAGAUAUUUUAUUUCGGUUUAAGUAUCACUAUACAUUUGGUUAUGUCAUGUAACAAACGUAGUCAAUUUGGAAGAAGACUUUGCAGAUUUCGGGACUGGUUUCUGGCAGCAAUUGCGUUUCCCUUUGCAUCGAUUGUAGUUUUUAUAUUCUGGACACUUUGUGUAAUCGACAGAGAGCUGAUCUCAAACAUCCCACCACGUUUGCAGGAGUUGAUUCCUGUGUGGUUGAAUCAAGUGAUCCACACCUAUGUACUUCUAUUUCUAUUGGUCGAUAUGUAUUUAAUAAAGCACAUGUACCCAUCUUUCAAAUCGGGAUUCCUCGGUACUUUGGUUGUAGGACUGGCUUAUUUAGCAUGGGUUCUGUACUUGGGCUUUGUCUUGGAUGUCUGGGUGUAUGGAAUAAUGAAAGCAUUAUCAGGAGCGCAAUUUGGUUUAUUCUUUUUUGUAAUUGCUAUUUUCUUUCUAUUUUUCUACAUUAUUGGCGAAAAAAUCAACAACAAAAUAUGGAGCUCAACCAAAUAUAUAAAGACUGCAACAAAAGUGAAGAAAGUGAACUAA